Prorocentrum cordatum is the source of this 2776-nucleotide messenger RNA. NCBI's taxonomy places the organism in Eukaryota, Dinophyceae, Prorocentrales, Prorocentraceae. The record is from the annotation of a GenBank genome assembly.
AGCUUUUGGCCCAACAUUGGAUUGGGCUCGGUGGCCGCGACGCACCAGCCGCAGGCCCGAUCCUGGCGAGAUUCAGGCAUGGGGCGCUGACGCGAAGAGGUCGGCAUGGCGGGCUUUGCGCUGUGGGCGCGGCAUGGCAGGGCGCUGUGCAUGAGACGGUGGAUGCAGGUCGCUCUCUUCGCCUCCUCGUUCGUGGUUUGGGUCAGGCUGACCGCGAUGUCGUCGUCGCUGAGGGUUGGCGGUGGCGACGGCGAUGACGGUGAUGAGGCCGUGGCCGAUGACGUCGUCCCCCUGGAAGCCGUGGGUGUGGGGGAGCAGCCUGCGACCCUGGAGGCUCUGCUUGAGAACCCGCAGAACGACCACUUUUAUGAGAAGCCGCAGGGCGACCACUAUUACACGGUGUGCAACGGACUCGCUGACCAGAUGCUCGGACACGCAGCACACAUUGCGCUUGCGAUCUUGCGGAAGAGGCCAGUCAUGAUCCCAGACUCGUUGGUCUUGGACAGCGCUUUCACCACGCCUGGCGGCGGCGUCUCCAGGAACGCGGUGCCAACAACGCAGAAUUCUGUCCCCCUGGUGGCAGUGUUUGACACCGGCGUGCUCCUAGAGAAGAUCGCGAAUUUCGGCAUAGAGGCACGCAUCGUCCAUUACGACGUGCGUGAUCAUGACCGGCUAGAAUGCUCGUAUGUCACAGCUCUCAAGUACGCUGAGCCUGAUGUUGUGAAGGAGUUGUUGAAGGCAAUGGUGCCAUCCAAGGGCAUGCUGGCCCUUCUCGAUAGAACCAUGUCGGCCAUGAUUGCCCUACUUCCGAAAAGAAUGGGUGAGUUUGCUCAGAGCGAACAUGUGCUCAACACAAAUACAACAGCAUCCCCGAUAAAUGGCGCUGUUUGCCUUCAUCAUCGUGAUGGCCUUGACUGGCACCGGCACUGCGAUCUGUGGGAGCGCCAAUCUAAGGCAAACGUGAACUGCAGGAGGCAGGAGCCUAUCUCGGAGUUAGUGAGGGAGCGCAUCUCGCACUUGAAGAACGCAUGGGUCUUCUAUGCCGGAGACCACGAAAUCCCAGCGGAUUUGAAAGUGUUCGACGUGCCUGUCAUUUCCCGAAAGCAGGUUUCAAUUUCCCACAGUGGGCUCAUGGACCAGCUCAUUGAGAAGAAGUUUGAGUCAAUGCCCCGUGGUGUCGGUGCUGUCUUGGAUUAUGGAAGACAUUUACUGUGUUCACAGAUGCCGGUUUUUAUCGGCAACUCUGCGUCCACAUGGAGCGCAUCCCAGAUCUUACUUCGGGACACGGUGGCCUCCUGGUACAAUUCCUUCGGCGUCCCUUUGGGGGCACUCCUCAAGGCAUACACCAUUCCGUUUGUUUACACGUACACUGAAGAGAGUUCGCCUGGUGGUAAGAUGUUAUUGAAGGUGUCGGUCCUCUCCGUGAGGAGGAGCAUGCCAGCCGCACAAAUUCACAUAUUAUAUCAUGGGAAGGGCGACGGAGAGUUCCGGGACUGGCUGGUGCAGCAUGGCGUCUUCCUCCACGAGCACCAGCCUAAGUGGCGGGGCCAUAUAGAGCGAAUGCGCCUCAACGGUAACAGAUUGGCAAGCCACUUGUAUGCCAGCUCUGGGAAUUACCUUGGCACCUGGCAGCGCAUCGACAUUCCAGAGUUUUUGUCAGUAGAGUAUUGUAUUUUGUUGGAUUCCGACGCGUUCGUCGUCCGACGUUUUACCAUCGACGAUUUGGGGACAUCGAUACCCAAAGCAUUGGCUUUCUCGUCAGAAUUAGACGAGGGGGACGGCAAGCCGAGCAACGCUGGGGUCGCAUUAAUGAACGUCCCUCAUCUCAGAAAGAGUAGGCCGAAGUUCCUCGAGUUCAUAUUAAACCACACCCACCCCGAUUUUCGCAGAGGCCCAUCUGACCAGGGUGCCUAUCUGGAGUUCUACGAUGAGGAUGUUCGAUUUCUCAGCACCCGGUUCAACAUGAAGCCAUACUAUUGGGAUCGAGAAAAUUGGGAGAACCGGUUCAUCAUCCACUAUCACGGAUUGAAGCCACAUGAGCAUAUAGAAUAUUGGUUCAGUGGCACUUGCGAGCCUCUGAAGUGUUACUUGAUCUUCAGAUUUCAAGGAUCACCCUACCAGUGUGACUCGCUGGUGGCAUUUGCAAAGGCGGCUGCCUUCGACGGCCCUGAUCUCAUCAAGCAGUAUUGCGAGAUGUCCCUGAGAAGUCACAGCGACUUGUGCAUCGACCUGCUUAACUUGAUGGCCAAUCACGAGGUCCCGGGGCAGUCGUGCACGGACUAUUGCGAGCAGGUUUUGACGCAGAAGGGAUUAAGCCCGCUAGAUUUUCCACAUAUAAAAUAAUUCAUGGUGUCCUACUCGUCUGCAUUUGCGCUGUGUCUCCAGGCGGAGGCGGAUGCGCUGAAACACGGAGGCACUCCUCUGCGCCCGCCCGCCUGCUGAAGGUAACUGUAUCUGGUGGCCUUCGGCACAGCCCGCCAACGCGCCUGGGUCGAGGAUUGGAGCAUCUACAACACUCAACAUUGAGAGUCCGGAGUGACCUGAGGACUUUCCACACAGUGCCGACGGCACGGCGGCGGAUUAGUACGGGCCAGUUCGGCCGUCAUUUUUGUGCCUCGCCGUGCCCGUCCGGGACAGAAUUUACGUCUCUCCUGGCCCUUCCCGACCCAAGGCUAGCACUCCUCAGCGUGUGCGCCUCAUUUUGGCUCGGGCGAGCGCGAAUCACGAAUCUGUCUUAUGUCUUGGUCAACGUCGAUGCGCAGCACGAGCCUGCCAA